GCACUCGCCCCCACUUCCUGCCAUCGUUGGCCUCUUCCGUUGCUUUUCUGUUGGCCUGGUUUUGUGCCCCGGGUCCUUCCCGGCCUUCGACCCUUGCUUCUCAGAUCCUCUCAUCUGGACUCGGAGGCUCGUUCCUCAACCCGAUUCUCCCCGAGACUCGGAGCAGGCCUGCCGUGCGUCUUCACGGGGCGUCUGGGCUGAGGCCUGCCGCGCGCGGUGAGUGCCGCGCAGACCUGACCCGGUCUCCUCGCCCUCGGUUGAGGCCACCGUCUCGGGAUGCCGCGACCCGGGUUUGCGCAGCGCUGGGCGGCCGUCGCGGGCCGUUGGGGCUGCAGGCUGCUCGCGGUACUGCUGCUGGUGCCGGGGCCUGGCGGCUCCUCUGAGAUCACCUUCGAGCUGCCCGACAACGCCAAGCAGUGCUUCUACGAGGACAUCACACAGGGCACCAAGUGCACCCUUGAGUUCCAGGUGAUUACUGGAGGUCACUAUGAUGUAGACUGUCGAUUAGAAGAUCCUGAUGGUAAUGUGUUAUACAAAGAGAUGAAGAAACAGUAUGAUAGUUUCACCUUCACAGCCUCCAAAAAUGGAACAUACAAAUUUUGCUUCAGCAAUGAAUUUUCCACUUUCACACAUAAAACUGUAUAUUUUGAUUUUCAAGUUGGAGAAGACCCACCUCUGUUUCCUAGUGAGAACCGAGUCAGUGCUCUUACCCAGAUGGAGUCUGCCUGUGUUUCAAUUCAUGAAGCUCUGAAGUCUGUCAUCGACUAUCAGACUCAUUUCCGUCUGAGAGAAGCUCAAGGCCGAAGCCGAGCAGAGGAUCUAAAUACAAGAGUGGCCUAUUGGUCAGUAGGAGAAGCCCUCAUACUUCUGGUGGUUAGCAUAGGGCAGGUAUUUCUUCUAAAAAGCUUUUUCUCGGAUAAAAGAACCACCACAACUCGUGUUGGAUCAUAACUACAUUUUGAGAAUUGAUGCACCAUUGCCACUGUAAUAUUGCUGUCUUCUGAUUUUAGGUACUGAAGAACUUAAUAUUGGCAACAUUUUUAAAACCUUAUUCAUUCACUUAACUGGGCGGGACAUACAAUGCAUAUCCCCAAACUGGAAAGGACGCCUUUUUUUUAUUUGUAAAAGGUGGAAAAACUUUGGAACUUACCUUGGGGUAUUCAUGUUAAAUAUUCAGCACCAAUGAUCUACUCUUUUCUUGGCUGUUUGUAUCUACUCCUCGCACACUAAACUUUGGUAUUUUGAUUCCUUUUAACCAUUUAAAAGUACUUUUCUUAUAGGUAGUUGAUAUUUUAAAACCUUAGAUUUAAGGUCUACAUAUGUUGUGGAGGAAGAAAAUUGCCUUUUAAUUGUUUAUAGUGAAUAAAGUUUUGUUUUUUAAGAAAACCAAAUGUGAUAACUAUAGCCUAAGCCCUAUUCUGCACUGUUUAAUUUUAUGGGAAAAAAAAAUUACCAUAGAAAUGUUAGUCAAUGUUGAUAUAAUUUAAAAUUGAUAUAUCAUGGUAUAAUUUAUUUCUCACUGGCUUGAAAAAUGUGGGAUUUUGAGUUUUGUUUUGUUUUGUUUUGGUUUAUUCUAUGAAUUAUAACCAGAAGUUAUUUUUUCAUAAAACGAUUCUAACCACACAGAAUAACAGUAUGUCUCAAUAACAUUAUAGAGUUUAUAGAGGCCUUAAAAAUCAGACUGUUCUAAUAGGUAGAAUAAUUAUGGAAUAAUUUAAGACACUACAAUGGGGGCAAAUGAAAUGGGAGAAUUUAUAGUGAAUUUUCUGUACACAUUACAUUUUCAGUGCUUUUACAAAGAAAAAAGGUGAUCUGUUUCAUUUUAUCAUUUUAAUUGGCUGGUUCUUGUCCUUAUGUGACUUUAAUGUGUUUGAGUCAUUCCCAGCUUAAAUUGACAAUUGUAAUAUUAGUAUCACAUAAGUGCCAUACAUUUUAUCCAAAUGGGUGUGAUGCACUGAGAAGUUUCUUUGUUUCUUCUUUCGUUGCCGUUUUUGUUUUUUUUGCCUUGCACAUGAAAUUUCUACAAUCUCUAGUUAUCAACCCUAAAAUGAUUUAAAAAUUUAGAAUGCUUAUAUGUGUGUUUCUUAUUUAAUAAUCUUCAUUGAUUGUAUUGCACUUGCGUAUUAAAGAGUGCAUAUUCUGUUCACUAUAGGGUUUAGAAAAAGAUUUUGUUCCAGUAUUCUAGAAUAGAAUACAAAAUUAUGCAAAAUUGUAUUGCUAUUUAAAGAUUUUUGCUGUUUUAAAAAGAAAAAAUUGCAACUGCUUUUCUGCCAUGCCCCAGUUCCCCACCCAAAGUGAUGAAUGUUGAAGACUGUCAUAGUUUAGAAACUCUGAUGUGUGUUACUAUGUAAUACUGAUUGGAUAGCUAUUCUGAUCACUUACCAUUACUGAUCAGAAGUUAACUCUUAAUUCUAAACUUUUAAAAUGCAUAUAUACACUUUGCAUGUAGAAGCAAAAUUAAUUCAGGUUGUCAUGCUUGCUAAUUUCAAAUGCCACAGUGUAGUAAGGGAUGAACAUAUUUUCAGCUUUAUAAUUCUAAGUUGUUUAAAGACAAAAUAACUGCUUCUUAAGCAGCAUUUAUUAAUGCAUUAAGAACUAAAUUUUAAGAUUUUGCAGAUUUAUCUGUUUGGGUUCUUGUAUUGGAUUUAUUUGGCAACUUUGUAACUGUCCCUCUGUAUUUAGAUUUGGAAGUUUUAAUCAUAAAUGUUAACAUAAUUGGUAAGCAUGGGCAUAUGUAAAGUGUUCUUUUCUGUUUGCCUGUCUGCUCUGUUGUGUUCAGAUACUGAUGCUAUACAUUAUUAAGCAGUCAGAUAUCAGUAUGUUGAAUAUGGCAUAGGUAGUACAGUCAUUUAAUCUGUGCCUCUCAAAAUUUUAUAUUAGGCUAGUACCAGAAAUAAGUUUUGGUGAAACUAUUGAGCUGUAUUAAAAUUUUUGAAAUCACCACUGUAAACUGUUCUGGAAAAUCGUGCAGGCUUAGUCUAGUCUGUAUGUUAACUGGUUAAAUUUUGAUGACUGUCUAUACUCAACUGAGUAUGUAUAUAUAAAUUAUAAAAUGCAUAUCUAUUCAGACACAAAUGUAAGAACAGUUUUUUUUCCUUCUCCUACUUAAUUUGUAGCUCAUCAUUUUUCUUUAAGUAAUCCUUUCAUAACUUGUUUCAGCAGUUUGAAUUGCCCAAAUAUUUGUGUUUGGACACAAGGUUCAGAAUACUUAUUUAAACAUCAUAGUUGUGUAUAUUUUUAAAGUAGAAUAAAAAAUGCAAAGGGACUUGAUAUACAAGUUUAACUGAAAUUUCAACUGUGUGAAGAAACAUUUAAGAUAUUACUUUGCUAUUAAUCUAAACGUUCUUUUUUCUAUUAAAGAAACAAACGGUUUGUGAUUCACAGCUUUCAUCUAGGCUUAAUGAUAAGCAACUUUGAAUAUAUAGUGAACUGAAAAGCAGUUUUAUUUUUUUUGAAAGAUUUCAUUCGAAUCUCUGUACUGUUCAUUUUUGUUUCAAUUUGUGUGUAACAUUUAGAGUUAAAUAGAACAAAGUAGACCCUAUGACUAUUGUUUUGAAAAAUUAAAUGAAUUACAAUAUACAUAAUUCAAAGGGGGUUUUCUUUUACUUUGAAAAAGAAGAUGCUAUUUCUCUAAAUUAAACAGAUUUUGGUUCUGCAGGAGUGCACCAGGUUUUUGGUAAAAUAAAAACCUUUCAACAACUGAUUUCACUUAUAUCUGUUAGGAUUUAAAUCUUUUUUAAAGCUCCUUAUAAACUUUCAGCUUGGAGUACGGUUUUGUAGCAGGAGAGAGUGAUUAUUUAUUUGGUAUUUCAUUAAAACAUCUGACCAAGAAAGAAAGUUAAAGAAGUACCACCUCUAUACUGCCUCAUUUUUUACUUUCUCUUUGCAUUUCUUACUGAAAGUUUGUGUGGGUAAAAGGCAGUUAAGCCAUCAGUUGCUCUAAAAAGUUCUUAGUUUUUAAGUAAAUUAACUUUAGGUUGUAUACUACUCUCAAAAUUGUUUUUUUUCUUUUUUCUCCCUUCAUAAUGUAGUCAUAAGGACAUAUUCUGGUUCUUGGGGAUAACUCUACAAAAGUACCAGGGAAAUAACAGUAAAUGUAAGUCAGCGUUUAUUAUAGUGCUUACUUUGUGUCAUGCUAUGCUAAUUUACUGGUAUUGACACAUUUCAUCUUUUUCAUAGUUUCUUAUGAACUAGGGAUAUUCUCAUUUUUCAGAUGAGGUAACUGAGCCAUAGAGAAGUUAAGAAACCUGCCCGUAUCAUGCAGUAAUCAUCAGAAUCUGAAUAUGAACUAUCACAGUCUGGUUCCAGAGCCCUCUUUUUCAAUCACCCACCAUACAGUGUUGCCUUAUGAAUGCCAAUUAAGGAUAGACUCCUGAAGACUUAGCUAUCUUGAUUUCAGUCUAGCUCAAUAGUGGUUCAGUGCUUCAACUUUGGAGUUAUAGCAAAGUUCAAAUUAUGGUUGUGUGACCUUGAACAAGUGACUUAUUGACCCUCAAUAUUUCAGUGCUCUCUACUACUACUAAAGUAAUACCAUUUACUGUAAUGAGAAUGAAGUGAGGUGUUUAUAAAACACUUAAGACCAGUGCCUAGCAUAUGCUAAGCACUUAAUAAAUAGUAACUACAUUUUUAUCAUUUGUCCAGUUCUAGUCUUUUGAUCUUUAGUUCCUAAAGUUCUUCUAGUGGCCUCUGUUCAUUUGGCUCUUAAUAUGUUUCACAAAUACAUUUGAAUAUCUGUCAGGCACAUAAAAGCUAGGGGUUUCAAAAUGAGUAAGACAGUGUGACCUCCAGGAACAUAGCCUGGUUGGAGAAGACAGGAUAGCUACAUGUGCAACUGUUAACACAAGUAAUGAAGCAUUACAGACUGCUAGAGAAAAGAAAAAGUAUAUGGGUCCAAAGACUCAUUCCCAGAGGGGUUAACUUUGUCUCUCCACAGGGGAGGCCCAUAGUUGUCUGGUUAUGCCAGUAAUUGAGUGGGUUAGUCUGUAAUUCAAGGUUAUGGAGUAUUAGCCAGUCCCUGUAACUGCAAAUUGAAAACAUGCUCUUUAACUUUGUUAACAAUAAAGGCUAUUUUUGAUCUCC
Choloepus didactylus (southern two-toed sloth) is the source of this 5079-nucleotide messenger RNA. It is a transcript of the gene TMED7, whose product is annotated as transmembrane p24 trafficking protein 7. Gene Ontology annotation, biological process: Golgi organization; endoplasmic reticulum to Golgi vesicle-mediated transport; intracellular protein transport. NCBI's taxonomy places the organism in Eukaryota, Metazoa, Chordata, Mammalia, Pilosa, Megalonychidae. Bases 277 to 951 code for a protein of 224 amino acids. Gene Ontology annotation, cellular component: endoplasmic reticulum; endoplasmic reticulum-Golgi intermediate compartment; COPII-coated ER to Golgi transport vesicle. The record is from RefSeq and is a predicted model, not a curated record. The transcript is spliced from 3 exons.